AUGAAUGCUGAUACUGCAAUACCGUUUAUAUCUACCCAACGUCGAUUCGAUUACUCAGGUCUGCAUCCACGAGUAAGAGAAACUCUCAACACACAUCCAACUGGACAAUCAAAAUUGUUGAAUGCGUAUAAUCCAAAUGAUAAUCUUUCAUGCUCAAAAUAUGAACAACUAAGUCUCUAUGAUCGACAAUUAAAUACAGCUCUCUUCAAACGUUUGCAUGCCACAAACUUUACAUUAAUACCGAAAACGUUGGUUAAACAGUUGGGACCAGGUUCAUAUAAUCCACUGACUAUUGAUGAAAUAUAUCAGAAGAAAACGUGUAGAAAGUUUGGUCCGUAUUAUCAACGAUCAAAUCGAUUUCCAUCUACAUACAAGAACACAAUAAGUCCAUCGUGUAUCCGACAAGCAUUAUUUUACAAUAUCAACAAUCGUGGUAGGUCAAAUAUGGAGCAGCUUGAACGUAAGAAAAGAUUGAAACAAGCCGGAGAAAAAAAGUUGUUCGAGCGACGGUUUAACAGUGUUCGUCUCGAUUUACAAAAUAAAAAUGGGUGUUAUGAGCGACAAGCGUUAAUGAUACGUGCUCCACCAGUGACGUUGUAUGAAAAAUCCAGUUUUAUCGAUGAAGUAUGUAAACAAACAGGAAUUUACGGUCCGUUUGUUCAGUUCGCCAAUGAACGAGAUAAACCGAUUCCAACUGGACGAUUUGCAUCGAAACGUGAUUUCAGAGGACCAGGCAAGCAAAGUUUAAGUUUGAAUAUAUUAGAUGAUUUAUUUUCAAAACAUAACAAGCACAAAGGUGCCUUUCUACCUAAACGUCAAAAUGAGUCCAAUAUUAUACCGGGGUUCUUAUCACCGCAAGCUCAACUGAUCUGUCGAGGGCCGACAGUCUACCAUAACGACGGUUUAUCGGAUCAACGUAUUUGUUGUUCUCGUUUACGUACCCUCAACAGUCAAAAACAAGCACAAACACCUGGAGUUGAAUCACAAGAUGGUGGUGACCGAAAAGCAAGCCGGCUGAAAAACGCUGUGAAUAUAGACAAUGAAUCAAAACAAAUCGGUUUUCUAUCAUCUACAGAACGUUUUCGAAAAGCGAAAAAUUUAUUAAAACCUGGACCGUCUACAUAUUCGCCAGAAAGAUGUAUUCGACCGUGCAGUAAUAAAAAGUUUGUCCGAGAUGAGUUUUUAAAUCAACAAAAACCUUUAACAAUAGCAGUCUAA
Messenger RNA from Didymodactylos carnosus, 1218 nucleotides. The record is from the annotation of a GenBank genome assembly. NCBI's taxonomy places the organism in Eukaryota, Metazoa, Rotifera, Eurotatoria, Philodinida, Philodinidae.